CAGUCACUGCAGUGGGGCAAUUCAAACAUUCUCACCGCCAUGGAGUAACCUCAAAAACUGACUUUCGGAUCGAGUCCCGGCAGUUCCAUAUCGAACACGACGUAGACUUUUCUCCUUUCUCGGUUCGGGUUGGACGAUGGGCAACCACGGCUCCAACUUGGACGACAUCCUCGCAGAGGACAUGCACCACUGGUACAACAUGUUCAUGCGCGAGUCGCCGUCGGGCCUCAUCACGCUGUUCGAGCUAAAGACCAUCUUGGGCCUGAAGGGCUUGACCGAGAACGCCAACAGUUACGUGGACCAGGUCUUCUACACCUUCGACAUGGAUGGGGAUGGUUAUAUCGACUUUGUGGAAUACAUCGCCGCCAUCAGUCUGUUGCUGAAAGGAGAAAUCAACCAGAAGUUGAAGUGGUACUUCAAACUCUUUGACCAGGAUGGCAAUGGAAAAAUAGACAAGGAGGAAUUGGAGACUAUCUUCUCGGCAAUUCAGGACAUCACACGAAACAGAGACAUCGAUCCCGAAGAGAUUGUCACACUCAUAUUUGAAAGGAUCGACGUGAAGGGAGAAGGUGAGCUUACCCUGGAGGAGUUCAUCGAGGGUGCCAAAGACCACGACGACAUCAUGGAUAUGCUGAAGAACCUGAUGGACUUGACGCCGGUGUUGAUCAUCAUCGUGGAGGGUCGAAGACCAUGAGCUGACCAAAAAACAGAACAAAAAUACUGUUAAAAGACCAGCUCCAAAUCCCAGACACUUGUCUGUGAUCGACCGCCUUCCCGGUUAUCAGAUGGACAAGACAAACAGUUGUCUUUCCUAUGAAUACGCAAAAAUACUUUACGACUGGAAAAAAAUCACUAUUAUUAUGUUAGUACAAAAACAGGUGUGAUGACACCACGAUUUAUAUAUUUUUGGAGAAGUGAGCUUAGCAAACCUAAAUUGACCUUUCAGAGUCACUUCAGAGAUUUCGUGCCUGCAUGUUCAUUUUUACUGAAAUUCAGGGGGAAAAUAUAUAUUUCAAGUUCCAUAUCCAUGCUUCUAUCGAGUGUGGCCCUAAUAUUACACAUGGUAAUAAUAAAACAUAGCUUUGAUGAAAUUGAAUAUCAUGAACAAGUCAUGGUUGUGGCAAAGUACGCUGAUAUUACUUUGUCAUAUAGGGUUUCAAAAAAUAUUAACUAAUGUGCCUAACACUAGAUGCUUUGUUCAUGAUCUUAAUAUACUUUUGCUCGACAAAAAUCUAUUAAAUCAUUUUAAAUUAAAACAAGGGUAAACACAUGUUUGAUGUGAUCUCUUGCAGUGACUAAUUUCGCCUGAAAUGACUGGAUAUUUGAGGUAAAGAGGCUAACACGGUAAUGAUAACCAAACUUGUAAACAUCAGGGCUAUAGCGUGUAUUAGUUAGAACACUGUGCGUCACUGGAUAAAAUUACCACUAAAUACUAUAUGAAAUAGUUUUAACCAAUACUACUAACGUUGGAAAAAUCUGUGCUAACCUGCUGACCAAUAGUAGAAUUUGUUAGCAUCUGUGCUAAGCUGCUAAUUAAUAAUACAAUGGGUGAAAUCUGUGAAGUUGAAGUAGUUCAAAUAAGUGCUAAGUCGCUCAGUAAUUCCUGACCUGGUGAAAAUCAAUUUAAACAGGGUCAGUAAGUUAAUACUAACAAGGAUAGCCCAACGUAUUAGCAUCAGUGCUAAGCUCCGAACUUGAUUAGUUUCUCCAGAUCAAACAGGCUACAGAUAUUGUGCAAUAGAUUUUUUACAGUGAAUGUAUUCAUAUAAAAGUUCAUUGUAACGAAUCAAGUUUUA
Corythoichthys intestinalis (scribbled pipefish) is the source of this 1796-nucleotide messenger RNA. It is a transcript of the gene guca1d, whose product is annotated as guanylate cyclase activator 1d. Gene Ontology annotation, molecular function: calcium sensitive guanylate cyclase activator activity; calcium ion binding. NCBI's taxonomy places the organism in Eukaryota, Metazoa, Chordata, Actinopteri, Syngnathiformes, Syngnathidae. Bases 137 to 694 code for a protein of 185 amino acids. The record is from RefSeq and is a predicted model, not a curated record. The transcript has 4 exons.